Molecule: messenger RNA, 471 nt
Organism: Prorocentrum cordatum
Lineage: Eukaryota; Dinophyceae; Prorocentrales; Prorocentraceae
Source: the annotation of a GenBank genome assembly
AUGGAGAUGGUGAUCCGGAAGCUGGAGCCCCAUUGGAGGGCUCAGGGCAAGGGUUUCGGCAUGGACGGUUUCUUCCUGUCCUGCGUCUGCUACGCGGACGACACUGUGCUCGCGGCGACGUCCAUGGAGCACAUGGAGGAGAUGAUCGCGGAUGUGGUGGCCGAGCUCAAGGAGAUUGGUCUUGGCGUAGGGCCGGAGAAGACGCACUGGACCAGCACCCCGCCCAGAGCCAGCCAGCAGCUGCACGUGAUGGGCGAGACGGUGGACUGGGAGGACAGCCGCAAGGAUUUCCAAAAGUGUAGGUCGAUUUUAACUUGUGGCUGGAUUCCGAAAGAGCGCCGCAUGGGGCUGCUCCCGAAGACGGUAAUGGCAAUGCUUCUUUUUUUUGGAUCUCGAGCACCUGGACGCCGACGCAGAGCCAUUGGAAUCAUAUCGCAAGCUGGAGCGCAAGGCGAGCGGCCAAGGUGCUGA